Messenger RNA from Cynara cardunculus var. scolymus (artichoke), 1737 nucleotides. Its product is annotated as calcium-dependent protein kinase 29. Bases 81 to 1661 code for a protein of 526 amino acids. Gene Ontology annotation, cellular component: cytoplasm; nucleus. The record is from RefSeq and is a predicted model, not a curated record. Gene Ontology annotation, molecular function: ATP binding; calcium/calmodulin-dependent protein kinase activity; calmodulin binding. The transcript has 7 exons. Lineage: Eukaryota; Viridiplantae; Streptophyta; Magnoliopsida; Asterales; Asteraceae. Gene Ontology annotation, biological process: peptidyl-serine phosphorylation; protein autophosphorylation; intracellular signal transduction.
CGAUAUUCAUCUGAAAAUCGUUACAAAACCCCAAAUCCGAAUCCAACACCAACCCAUUUCAGAUCUCAUCUCAAUCUCAAAUGGGUAUCUGUUGGUCUUUGAUAAAGCCUCGUCGAAGCCAUGAAAUUCCCAUUUCAUCCCCAUCACCUCCUCAUCAUCUUCCUAAUGACCGUUUCAUCCCUCCUCAAGAGAGAACAUACUAUCCAAUCCCCAGCAAAUUCGACCCACGCAAAACCAUAAAUAACCAUGAAGAAGGGUCCAUUUUAGGAAAGCAGUAUGUUGACUUGAAGCAAAUUUACUAUAUUGGGAAAGAAUUAGGGAGAGGUCAGUUUGGUGUCACGUAUCGUUGCACUGAAAAAGCCACGGGAUUGAAGCUUGCAUGCAAAUCGAUAUCGAAGAAGAAGCUUGUAACCAAGAAGGAUAUGGAUGAUGUAAGAAGGGAGAUCAUGAUGCUUCAACAUCUAACCGGACAGCCGAAUAUUGUGGAGUUUAGAGGCGCGUAUGAGGAUGAGUCGAGCGUGCAUUUGGUGAUGGAGUUGUGUAGCGGUGGCGAGCUUUUCGACAGGAUAACGAAAAAGGGGAGUUAUUCUGAGAAAGAAGCUGCAAAGAUUGGAAGGCAGAUUGUGAACGUGGUGCAUGUUUGCCAUUUCAUGGGAGUUAUGCAUAGAGAUUUGAAGCCUGAGAAUUUCUUGAUGGUUAGUCAAGAAGACGAGUCGCCUUUGAAGGCUACUGAUUUUGGGCUUUCUGUCUUCAUUGAAGAAGGGAAAAUAUACAAGGAAAUAGUUGGAAGCGCCUAUUACGUGGCACCGGAGGUGUUACGACGACGUUACGGGAAGGAGAUAGACGUGUGGAGUGCCGGUAUCAUUUUGUACAUUCUUCUAAGUGGUGUCCCUCCUUUCUGGGCAGAGACUGAAAAGGGCAUAUUUGAAGAAAUAUUAAAUGGUCAUCUAGACCUUCAAAGCCCUCCAUGGCCUUCUAUAUCUGCUGGUGCCAAAGAUCUAAUCUCAAGGAUGUUGGCCAAAAAUCCUAAGAACCGUAUCACUGCCGACAAAGCCCUCGAACACCCGUGGCUCAAAGAAGAUGGUGAAGCAUCUGAACAGCCUAUGGAUAGUGCUGUAUUGAUUCGAAUGAAGCAAUUUAGAGCAAUGAAUAAGUUGAAGAAGCUAGCAUUAAAGGUUAUUGCAGAGAGCUUAGAAUCAACAGAAGAGAUAAAAGGAUUGAAACAGAUGUUCAACAACAUGGACACAGAUGGAAGUGGUUCCAUAACAUAUGAAGAACUUAAGACUGGGCUAACAAAGCUUGGAUCAAGACUGGCUGAGUCAGAGAUACAACAACUCAUGGAAGCUGCUGAUGUUGAUAAGAAUGGAACAAUAGACUACAUAGAGUUUGUGACUGCUACCAUGCAUCGACACAAACUAGAUAGGGAAGAGAAUAUGUACAAAGCCUUCCAGUUCUUCGACAAGGAUGACAGUGGGUUUAUCACUAGAGACGAGCUCAAACAUUCUAUGACUCAAUACGGGAUGGGAGACGAAGCAACCAUUGAUGAAGUCCUUGACGAUGUAGAUACAGAUAAGGACGGAAAGAUCAACUACGAAGAGUUUGUGAUGAUGAUGAAAAAGGGAACAGUUGAAACAGCCAAAACACAAGGACUUGGUUUGUAGUGUUAACUGCUAAUAACAACUGAACUCCUAUGGCUUUUGGGGUUGUGUGAGUGUGAGUGUGAUGUGCUAAAUAAAU